Durio zibethinus is the source of this 2183-nucleotide messenger RNA. The record is from RefSeq and is a predicted model, not a curated record. NCBI's taxonomy places the organism in Eukaryota, Viridiplantae, Streptophyta, Magnoliopsida, Malvales, Malvaceae.
GGUACUGUGGGACCCACCAACCAUGUGCCCUUCUUCCUGUCUCCACCAGCUCCUGCCGCUCAAUGAUUAGCACUCUUCUCCCUCUCUCUCCUCUUCCGUGUAAAAAUUUUAAUUCCAAAUUCUUCUUCUUUCAAAACUUUUGGUGGUGUCUUUUAAUCUCCGAUAACCCGAAACAGCAGUGGCAAUCUUUUUAGUUUGAAGCAAAAACUUAAAGAAGAAAAAAAAAAAAAAAGGUAAAGGGGAAUUUGGAGUAAGAGUGUAGCGGUCCUUCCCAUGUCAAAUUCAGAGGGUGGUGCUACAAACGGAGCUAUAAUGGACCCUCAGAGACAACAAGCGCCGGGCAACGGUUCCCUCGUCGUCAAAAAACCUCCUUCCAAAGACCGUCACAGCAAAGUCGAUGGUCGUGGAAGAAGAAUCAGGAUGCCAAUCAUUUGUGCCGCUCGUGUUUUCCAGUUGACUCGUGAGUUGGGUCACAAGUCCGAUGGUCAGACUAUUGAGUGGCUGUUACGCCAAGCUGAACCUUCCAUAGUAGCCGCCACUGGUACUGGAACAACUCCCGCCAGCUUCUCCAGCGUGUCGGCUUCCGUCCGCGGCGGAGCUAAUUCUACUUCUUUACCGUCCAUGACUUCUUCGUCUUUGGAUCAAAAGCCUCUACAAGGCCCCACCCCUUUUAUACUCGGGAAACGUGUCAGGUCCGACGAUGAUAACGCCGGAAAGGACGAUUCCGGAGGGGUCACAGUUGGCCCAGGCGUGGGGUCCAUUGUGGGACCCGCUGGGACACACACAGGUGGGUUCUGGGCUGUUCCGGCGAGGUCCGACUUUGGUCAAUUAUGGAGCUUCGCGCCCCCGCCUCCACCGGAGAUGGUGGUACAAACGGCUGCUGUUGCUGCUGCGGCGGCUCAGCAACCAGCCGCUGCGUUGUUCGUCCAGCAACAGCAAGCGAUGGGAGAAGCGUCGGCGGCGAGGGUUGGCAAUUAUCUUCCUAGUCAUUUAAAUUUGUUAGCCUCGUUGUCGGGUCCUCCAGGAAGUUCGGGUCGGAGAGGCGAGGAUCCUCGUUGAAUUGUGGUGGACCAUUUUACCCUUAUUGUUGUUGGGAGUAUAUAAAUUUAUAUGAAUAUAUAUAGAUUCUAUAAAUAUGUGUAUGGUUGUUGUUUUCAUGUGUGUGGAUGUGGAAGAGGAUCUUUAGUUGGAAUUUUAGGGUUAGGGGAUUAGGGUUUCGAGGGGAUAAUUUGGAUGAUGAAUGGAUUCAAAUUAGGGUUUUUUCUUAGCACUUUUAUUUGAUGUGAUUAAUUAGGGUUUUAGACCGUUCACAAUUGUUUAGGAUUUUGAGGGUUUAUGUUGGAGAAGGAGAGGGGAGUCAAGAAUUAGGGCGUGGGUGACUGAGAUUUUGCGACCGGCCGCUUGCUGAAUUUGGGGAUUUCCAGAAUUGGGGAUUUCUUUUGUGAUUUGUCAAGUUUGGUAAUAAUUUUUUUUUUUUUGAGAAAAUAGGGUGCUAUUAUUUCUCUUUGCUUUUGUGCGAGGUCUUGCUGAUUUCUUUCUGAUUUGAAGAAACCGUGGAGGUUUAUUUCCCAUGUUGAAAGAGGUUGUAAACCUGUAUUUGAAGAAUUCAUUGCUUUUCCGCGUUGGCAAGUUCUUCCAUAAUUCAUGAUGAUAUAGCAAUGAUGAACGUGCAAAGCGAGUUGAAUCUUAGUUGUGGAUUGUGCUUGAUUUACACAUUAUUGGAAUUUGAGUUUGUUAACAAAAAUUGGAUGACCGGGAUGCUGAAAACCAGAGCUUUGCUCUGUAUGACACCGUGCUUGGCUUGAUGUUGUCGACAUAUGGUCUCCCUAAAUAUGCUGGAAUUCCCUUUAUUGCUAAUGAUGUUUGAGAAUUAUUAGUUUCAUUGCUGCCAUGUGGCGUAGCCUAGCAUUGUUUAUGGUUCUUAAGUGCAAGCUCAUGAUAUGCCAUGGACGUGGGUUGAUCUGGCCCUUUCUCUUCUGCUUUCACUGUCUAUGUUGAUCACAUGAUCUCAAAGGAGACUGCCGUGUGAAAGAUAAAGGCUCUGGUUCCUUUCUGUAAGACCUCUGUUUUGGAAAAUUUUAGCUGUAUUCUUAUCCAUUUCUUAGAUUUAUCAGCGUGCAAAUAAUGUGUUUUCAUGUAUGUAAGUGGAUUGUUUUUGGGUGCCUGUUGUGUGAAUAAAAGAC